Erpetoichthys calabaricus (reedfish) is the source of this 2199-nucleotide messenger RNA. RefSeq names its product mitochondrial calcium uptake 2 (gene micu2). The coding region runs from base 35 to 1303 and encodes 422 amino acids. Gene Ontology annotation, biological process: calcium import into the mitochondrion; mitochondrial calcium ion homeostasis. The record is from RefSeq and is a predicted model, not a curated record. Gene Ontology annotation, cellular component: uniplex complex. Gene Ontology annotation, molecular function: calcium ion binding. NCBI's taxonomy places the organism in Eukaryota, Metazoa, Chordata, Cladistia, Polypteriformes, Polypteridae. The transcript has 12 exons.
CGAGAGGCUGUGAGCGUGAGAUACUUCCGUGAAGAUGGCUACCUGGGGAAGAGUUCUCGUGAGUUUGGGACGAGGUUUCAUUAAAACACCUAGGAUUAAUGUUGUCAGGAUUCGGGUGACAGUUGGACGCGGAGUGCUGGGUUCCUUGCUUGUUGGCGGGGCACUGACAUAUUACCAAAAUGGAGGAAGGGUGCUUGCAAAGCGCUAUACGGUACAGGCUGCACAAGAUGACAAGAGCUUUGGAGCAGAAAUUGUCUCACCAAGAAAGCUGCGGUUCCAGCAGUUUGCAUCCAUGGAAUAUAAUGGAGAAGCAUAUAUGACACCAAGGGACUUUCUUUUCUCCAUCAUGCUUGACAGUGUAGAUCGCAAACUGCAUAAAAAGAAACUGACUGAAAAGGAACUUGAUCAGAUGUUAACAAAAGCAUCCAAAGCCAAGCCAGGAUCCAGUCUUUUUCGGAAUUUAGGUGAUGAUGGAGUCAUAUCUUACAAUGAAUAUUUGUUUUUACUGACAAUCCUUACAAAGCCACACAGAGGAUUUCAUAUUGCUUUCAAGAUGCUGGAUGUCGAUGGCAAUGAGCAUGUCGAUAAAAAUGAAUUUUUAAAGUUAAAAAACAUCAUUGGAAAUAGAAAAGAGACUAAACUUCCAAAAAAUGACACGGAGGAUUCACCGAAUGAAGACGAAGCAACUUUAACAUCUCUCCAGGCAUAUUUCUUCAGUAAAGGAGGAAAACAGAAACUACAAUACACAGAGUUUUGCAGUUUUAUGGAGAAUCUACAGAUAGAAAUGCAAGAAAUGGAAUUCUUACAGUUUUCUAAAGGAAUGGACACAAUGAGGAGAGAGGAUUUUGCAGAGUGGCUUCUUCACUAUACCAAUGAAGAAAACAAUGAAGCCUACUGGGAGAACAUGAGAAAAAGAAUCCCUCCAGGACAGAGUAUCAGUUUUGAAGAGUUUAAAUCCUUCUGCUUAUUUACCAACAACUUGGAAGAUUUUGCUUUCACUUUAAAAAUGAUCAGUGAAGCUAACCGACCAAUAGGGAUUGCUGAAUUCAAAAGGGCUGUAAUGAUUGCAACUGGAAAUGAGCUUUCCGAUAAUGUUCUAGACACCGUGUUCAAGCUUUUUGAUCUUGAUGGUGACAACUGUCUAAGUCAUAAAGAGUUCCUUGAAGUAAUGGAUGACAGGGUACGCCGUGGACUAAAGGUGCAAAAUCAACAGGGAAUCCAGGGCUAUUGGAAAUGUGUGAAGAAAGAAACUUUAAAGGGAGCCCAGGAAGCACUGAAGAAGACGGGGAGAAGCCCUUUUUAACCAAAGGCCUGGUAAAGCAUGUUUGUUCUAUGUAUCUCCUACUUAUGUUUUCGAACAUAUUAUUUUGUGUUAAAUGGUUUAAUGAAAUUAUUCUGAGGAAGUGAAAUGCCUUCUUUGAUCCCUACAUUAAGAACAUAACUGAAUUUAAUAUUCUUUCAGUGUUUAACUAUAUGUUUUGAUUUGAUGCAUUUGGCCUUUACUGUUUAAUGUUAGAAAACUGUAAAUUGUUUUUACAUAAUGAGAUUUUGUUUUCCAGAUAAUGAAACUGUUUGUCAUCGUUGUUUACAGUCUGCAUUUAUCAUGUUUCAUAUGUACAGUACAUUAUAUUAAUCUCUGCACUUACAUUUAGUAUUAAUUUUUGAUUCUUAUAAUAUAUUGAUUUACUCCAAGUAAAAGGUUAGACAUGUUAACCUGUACUUUGUUUCUCAUUAGCUAAAAGUUGGUCCCUGAAGAACUUUGACAUGUUAGUUUUUUUUUUAUUGCCAAUCACUGACAAAACACUGUAUCUUAAAAAUUCAAUUCUAUCAAAGUUUUUUUUUUCUUUUUCAGAAAUGCUAAUUUUGCUGUUAGUUUUGAACAAUCGCAAUUAUAACAAUGUAUUUAAAAAUUUCUUUUGCAAGUUUGUCAUAAUAAUCUGGAAUGCUUUCUAAAAAAACUAUUCUGUACACUAAGCUAGAUAUAAAUAUUUAUUAUUGUUUACAUGGAGAAGGGAGUUUUUUUAUUUUUGUAAUAUUUGCACAUAUUUGGGUGUCAUCUACUGUAAUGCAUGCUAAAAAUCACAGACUGGACAAUAUUUAUGUGUUCUAUGUAUGUAUGUAUGACUUUUUCUUGUUUAAUGUUGCUGUGGUGUUUUUAGUUAUUUGGGAUUUCACAAAUCUAUAAUAAAAAUAUUUUUU